AUGGCAGAGUUAGGUAUUACAGAAGUUGCUGUGCCAGUUGCAAAAUGGACAGUGAAAAAACUUUGGCAAGAGUUGGGUUAUAUGUUUUGUUACAAAAGCAACAUUGCGGAUCUCAACGAGCAGGUUCAGCAGCUGCGUCACAAAAAAGAUGGAAUAGAGCUGGAGGAGAAAAGUGCAAGAGAAGCCUCACAGAUUAUUGAUGGCCAAGUUAUUGAUUGGCUGGUCAAGGCAGACGAGCAAAUAAAAGAAAAGGAGACGACUUUCAGUGAAGAAACUGUAGCAGCAAGGGCGGCAUGCUGUAAUGGAUGGCUUCUAAAUUUGAAGGGCCGUUUUUCUCUGGGAAGGAAUGCUAAGAAGAUGACUGAGAAGGUUGAUCAGCUCCUUACUACAGAUCUCGGGAUUAUAGCCCAUCCUGCUCCUCACGCAAAGGUGGAAUUCCGACCCACAGAGGACUCUACUCAGCUUGGAACCAACUUCAAUGAAGGUGCCAGCUCGUCUGGAACAUCAAACCAUGAACAGCCACCUGCAUCUGAGAGGAAAAAUAUUUAUUUUGAUUCAAGAAGAUCAACCUUCGCGGAUGUGAUGGAAGCUCUCAGGGGGAAUCAAAUCAAUCCAAUUAUCAUAUGUGGCAUGGGCGGCAUAGGGAAGACAACAUUGAUGGGACAAGUUUUUGAGAAAGCAAAGGAAGAAGGUCUGUUUGAUGAGUAUACAAAGGCAACCGUUAAGGAAUCUCUUGACAAAACUGCUGAGUUGAGUCUUAUUCAAGAUGAGCUUGCUGGAUAUCUAGGCCUGCCACUUAAAGGAAAGCAGACGGAUGCAAGAGCAACUGAGCUACGUCAAAGAUUCUCUCAAGGCAGCAAGAAGAUCCUUGUAAUGUUAGACAAUGUUUGGACAACAACCCCCGACUUUUUGUGGGACAUAGGGAUUCCCACUGGUUGCAAACUUCUGGUAACAUCAAGACAACAAGACCUUUUCAAGGACAUGGACACAGGAAAGAUUUUCCCGAUUCAUGGCUUGCCGGAUGGAGAUGCCUGGAGUCUGUUCAAGAAGACAGCAGGAAGUUCCAUCGAAUCUGAUCCCGAGGUGCAUGUUGUAGCAAAAAAGGUUUUGAAGGAAUGUGGUGGGUUGCCAAUUGCAAUUUCGACGGUUGGGACGGCACUAAAAGGAGAAAGCAUUGGAAUUUGGAAGAAUGCACAAAGGGAACUAGAAAAGGCUAGACCGAAGAACGUUGCAGGAGUGAUAGAACAUGUGUAUGGGCCAAUAAAGUUCAGCUAUGAUAGUUUAUCAAGUGAUGAAGCCAAGUCAUGUUUUCUGCUGUGUUGCAUAUUUGAAGAAAGCGCCCAUAUAGUGAUUGAAGAUUUGGUGAGAUAUGGGCUUGGGCUUGGGCUCUUUGAAGACAUUGAUUCAAUGGUUGAAGGGAGAAACCGUGUGGAAACAUUGGUUCAGACACUCAAAAGUCGCUUUCUAUUGUUAGAUAGCGAUAAAGAAGAGUAUGUGAGAAUGCAUGACGUGGUGCGUGAUGUUGCCAUGCAUAUAGCCUCGGAAGAGUUUGUAGAAAAGAAAAGUGAUGGGGUUGAAAAGAGAAUAGUUGUGAGAGACAAAGCAGCAACCUUGAAGUUGAUGGAUUGGCCUCGGGAUAGUGAUUCUGAGAAAUCUACUUAUUGCAGUUCACUGGAUAUCAGUGGGUUUUGUCAGCUUUUACUGUUGAGACAAAUAGCUUGGUUUCCAAUGCGGCCGCCACCCAGAAUUUUCAAAAGAACGAAAGAUCUCCAGGUUCUAACAAUCAGUGGAUAUCGUAUGGAGAGUCCGACUUUGUUAGUAGACUCGGUACUGUCAUCGCUUGCAGUAAUGAGAAACCUUCAAACACUGCGCGUAGAGAGGUGCGAAUUCAACUGUGAUGUAUCUGUCAUUGGGGAGCUAAAGACACUCAUGAUACUCAGUCUACGUGGAUGUCGGGGACUCAAGCAAUUGCCUGAUGCAUUUAAAAACUUGUCUGAUCUGAGACUGCUUGAUUUGACGGAUUGCAGGAAGCUUGAAGUAAUAUCACCAGGUGUGAUAUCAAGUUUAACAAGACUAGAAGAAUUGUACAUGUUGGAUAGCUUUAAAAAUUGGGAGGUUGAGAAACUAGCCUCCACCGAAACAACCGAGUGGAUCUCUCAAUUGGAGCAGGAAAGAGGUGCUGCUGGAUACCAUAAAGUGGAAGCAUACGCGGAAACUACACUAAACACGUGGAAGGAACUCAUUGAAUUGGCGGUUGAGCAACCAGCAGCUGUAGGAUGGCAGUUUAGAGAAGAGGUUCGAGAACCUUUUAGACAAAACGAGGAUCAUACAAGGUGGGCCAACUCGAUGGACUGGAACACUGGGACACUUGCAGAGCUGCUUUCCUUGUCCCGUUUGACAACUUUACAAGUCGUUCUCCCACCGCUCAAUAUACUUCUAACCACCACGUUGUUUAACAAGCUUGAAAGAUUUCACAUCGCUAUUGGAUGGAAGGAGUACAUGUCUUAUGAGGAAAUAGAGAAGGAGCAGAGUGGCAACUACUUGAGAGUUCACCAUCUUGAUGUAAGCAGCGCUGCAAUGGGUAGUGGAGUCACUUCGUUGCUAGAGAAAGCCAGCUAUGUUGACUUUAAAUUGACUCGGCCUCAACUUCUGAAUGUCUUGGAUAGAGUCUGUUUCCCGAAGACGAAGCGUCUUAAGUUCCAGGACUGUAAUGAUGUGGAGUAUCUGAUUGACACGGCUACUACUUCACAUAGCAGCAGCGCCAUCUUUCCUGUCUUGAAUUCACUGGAGAUUAGUACGGCAAGGAGGCUGAAAGAGAUUUUUCAUGGUGAACUGCCAACGGGGUUUCUCAAGCAACUACGUACAUUGAUAUUAUCCAACCUACGUGAAUUGACCUAUAUUUGGAAGACCAACAGUCGAUCUCAACAUGAUAAUGAGGAAGUGAUCAACUUCCAAAGUCUGACAGAAUUACGUCUCUCAUACUUACCAAGAUUCACUGGCAUAACCAAAAAUGCCUCUAAGGGGUCGGAGAGGCUACCAGAAGACAGCAGCCCGGAACAAUCUGACUUCACCGUACUAUCUCUGUUCGACACCAAGGUUCAUUUCCCAGUCCUCACAAAACUAUACAUAGAGUUUGUGAACGUCGAAGAGAUAUGGAACAACCAACCUGCAGCAGAAUCCUUUUGUGAGCUAAGAAUUCUACGGGUAGGAGAAUGUUACAAACUGUUGCAUUUGGUACCAACACAUAUGCACAAUAGAUUGCAGAAAUUGGAGUACAUAGAAGUAUUUUGUUGUUCAUCACUUAAAGAGAUAUUUGAAUUUAGAAGAUUGAUUGGUGAUGAUGAAUGGGAUGCUACAACAAUUUCUGAGUCAGGAGAUCAAGGGGCGCAAAUAAACAAGAUGAUGUCUUUCAAACAAUCUCGUCAAGCCUUUCAGAAUCUUGGAGUGAUUUCAAUUUGGCGUUGUCACGGUUUGAGAACUAUGCUCUCUCCCUCAGUUUCCAGAGGUCUCGUGAAGCUUAAAAUACUAACGAUAGGGGAGUGCUCUAUUAAAGAGCUAGUAGUAGCAGCAGCAGCAGAGGGUGAAGAAACAGAGGAUGACAACAUGUUCCCUCAGCUACGUACUUUGGUACUUGAGAAUCUACCAAAUCUCGGAAGCUUUUCGGACGGCAAGUAUAAUUUAAAAUGGCCACAAGUGAAAAAAAUCAAAAUCCUCAGAUGCAAGAAUAUGGAGAGGUUUUGUUUAGGAUCCCUCAGCACACCGAAGGAAGUGGAAAUAGAAGUCGAAGGUGUCGGUGAGAGUGUUUUGCAGGAGCUCAAUGACAGUAGACAAGAAACGUGA
Molecule: messenger RNA, 3840 nt
Organism: Fragaria vesca subsp. vesca
Lineage: Eukaryota; Viridiplantae; Streptophyta; Magnoliopsida; Rosales; Rosaceae
Exons: 2
Coding region: 1-3840 (1279 amino acids)
Source: RefSeq, a predicted model, not a curated record